AUGCUGGAGUUUUACUGGUGUGGAGCAGAAACCAGAGACACAUAUCUGUCUUUCAUCUCCCUGACCACUAAAAUUCAGCUCAACCUCAUCAUGGCUCCAGUAGUGAGACGUGAAGGAGAAUCUGCUGAGAUCUUCUGUCCUUAUGAUUCAAUCUAUAAAUCAAAGCCAAAGUCUCUCUGUAAGGGGAAGUGCUCCACUAGAGACAGAAAUCCUCUCAGUGAGACUGUGAGAGAAGAGAAAGAGACCAAGACUGACAGAUUGACUCUGAUAGAUGACGUCACUGCAAGUGUCUUCACUGGGAGCAUCACUGCUCUGACAGCAGAGGAUGCUGGGAAAUACUGGUGUGCAGUGACAUUAGAAACAGAGCUCAAUUAUCUUCACACUCAUCUGAUGGUCAUCAUGAACGAGGAGCUGAACUUGACUAAGUAUGAAGGAGACGACGUGUCAAUCCAGUGCAAACAUCAGGAUGAAGAUCAGAAAAGCUUCUGCAAAGCACAUGAAGCCUCCAUGUGUGUGAAGGAUGGAGUUUCAUUGGAGACGAUCAGAGAUGAUCGAUUCUCUUUCAGUGAUGAAGCAUCUGCUGGAGUCUUUACUGUGAACAUCACUGAUCUGAGAGAAGAGGAUUCUGGGAUAUACUGGUGUGGAGCUCACGUCAUCACUAAAGUGAUCCUCAUUGUUAAAAAGGAUUUCUCCAUGAUCAUCAUUAUUAGUGUGUGUGUGAUUCUGCUGCUGAUCGCUGGAUUCACUCUGACUGUGUGCACAUUAAGACACGAGAGACGAGGUGACGCUCACUCACAGUCACCCACAAUCCCCUCUGAUGAGCUCCUGUACACUGCUGUCAGUUUCCAGAAGCAUCCAGAAGAGUCUCUCAGUGAAGCUACAGUCAGAUUCAGUAAGAAUGAGAUUCACUCUGAUUACGCAUCUGUCAGUCACCGCAUGAGACUCAACUAACUAUAACAGAUCACAGAUCAUCACGUUACCUACAUUUUACAUUUGUUUCACAGUUUAUUAAUUAAAAAAUAUCUUUAAAUCCAUAACUUGGUGUUAAACAGAUGUUUGGUUUGAUCAAGGGAGUUCAGUGAAGACAGAAAGUAAACCCCCUGAGUGACACUUCUAGAAUAUACUGUAAAGUUUCCACUCCAAAUACAGAGGCAUACAGUAUAUAUUUAAAUGCAGCUUUUGACAUUAGAUUUAAUAAAACCUCUUCUAUAAUCAGACACAAGUUCAUCCAACAUUUAUGAGACACAUGAAUCUGUUCAGAGCUUUUAAAAUGUCUGUUUUCUUAUUCUCAUCUCUGAGUUUUGAUCUUUGUACAUUUAAAAUUUUUAGUAUUUGUUCAAAAAAUUUGUUUAUGAUUUUAAUAGUGUCAUUAUUUUAGCACAGUGAAAACCUCUGCAUUCAUUUACUGACAG
Messenger RNA from Cyprinus carpio (common carp), 1412 nucleotides. Its product is annotated as polymeric immunoglobulin receptor-like. NCBI's taxonomy places the organism in Eukaryota, Metazoa, Chordata, Actinopteri, Cypriniformes, Cyprinidae. The record is from RefSeq and is a predicted model, not a curated record. The transcript has 4 exons. The coding region runs from base 1 to 951 and encodes 316 amino acids.